Messenger RNA from Trichobilharzia regenti, 10177 nucleotides. Lineage: Eukaryota; Metazoa; Platyhelminthes; Trematoda; Strigeidida; Schistosomatidae. The record is from the annotation of a GenBank genome assembly.
GUUAGUUGCGGUGACAUGCGAAGAUUGAUUAUACUUUGGAUUAUUAUUAUUCAGAAUUCAUGUUAUCCUACCAGUGGCAAUGAUGGUUUAUACACGAAAGAACAUUAUAUAACUAACUUCAAAGUGGGACAUGAAUACAAGUAUGGCUGGAAGCUUGUACACAAACUGCAUGAGGGGGACGGGGAAGCCAUGUGGAACUUUGAGGAUAGCAAAAUGAUGAACCAUUCUUAUGUGACUAAAGGAUCUGCGAAAAUUAUUACUGGACCAAACUGCGACAUGCGACUUACCAUUGAUUCAGUUGAAGAAAGUGGAAAUACCCAGUCUACCGAAAGACUGUUUCAUUAUCAAAAGCAUUCAGUGAAAUUUUGUCUUGAAAAUGGGAGGCUCGUAUUCGCUGAAUAUUCCCCAGAGGAGGAUAUUUCCUCCGUUAGUCUCAAAAAAUCUAUACUCUUUCAACUGCAGAUGUCUGGUGAAACCUAUGGACUACCAUUCCGGACUAUAGAAAUAGAUCAUUUGGGGACAUGUCAGACAGAAUACAUUCCAAAAAAUAUCACCUCACAGUCAGUUACCUUUGUUAAGAAAAGAAACUCAAUCACGUGUAGAGAUGACAUUCAAACAUACCCUUUAGCAAGUAAUUUAUUAACAUCAGAACAAAAGCUCACAGUAAACGAUCGAUCACUGUACUUAGAUAGUGAUUUAACAUGUGAAUUGACGUAUCAACCGAAAGGACACUUGAAUACUGUUCAUUGUCAUGAAGUAUCGGUCAUGAAACCGUGGAUCGGAGCAUUUUACACCAGACCAAUAACUUUCAGUGUAUACCUGGAUAUAGAUCUGAUUGAUGUAAACAUUUACAAGGAGGCUCUUCCUAUGUUUCACGGUGUAUCCAGUGAGUAUUGUCGAUUUCCUGAAGAAAAUAAUCGAACUGUUGAUACAGACCAUUCCUAUUUGGAAAAAAUAAUUAAAAAUCAAAGCUUUAUUAACAUGGUUAUGAAUUCACCGGAAAAAUUUAGUGAUUUUUUUGAACAGCUUCAACAUCUCACUUAUGAACAGUUGGUAGAGGCUUACAGUGCGUGGAAUCAAUUCGGUCAACCAAAGAAAUAUUUAGAAUUUCUACAAAAUAUUAUUGCAGAGUUGAGGACAGACGCCUCCAUGAAAUUUAUUAUAAAGCAUCUUAUAAUGAACAAGAUGAACAAAUGUGCACAGCUGGAAUGGAUUCGUUUACUUGGCGUGGUCCAAGCGCCCAGCUAUCAACUCAUCAAAGAGAUGAAAAACUUACUGGAUUCUGCUUUGUAUAAAGAUACAGUUCACAUUGUCAGUUUAAAUAUCCGGAGAUUUUGUGAAAGUAACCCGUCAUGCAUGGAAUUCGAUGUUAUCAGAAAUAUGACAGCAGUUAUCGAAGAUUCCGUUAAAUCAAAGGUCAUUGAUAAGUCGUUAAUUUCAAUGGAGGCAAUUUCAAAUAUUGGUUUAUUUCUGCCCAGUAAAAAUGCCAUUUCAAUUGUACGAAACAUUUUAAUGAAUCGUGAUGACGUAGACUAUUAUAGUUUACGCAUAUAUACAGGACAGAUUAUUUCUCAGUUUGAAUGUGAUGAAAGUUUAAAUACCAUACUCUGGAGCAUAAUUCUAAAUGAAAAUGAAACAAGUGAACUAAGAAUUGUCGUCUUUAAUGCAUAUUUUCAGUGCUUAGAUCAUUUGAAAAUGCGAAAUAUUUUAUCGUAUCUAGGCAGAUCUCUUCAUAAUCAAGUUCGAUCAUAUAUUAUAAGCAAGAUUUUCAGUUUGUUGAGGACAAAAGAUACGAAUAAGCAGCAUCUUCAAUCUAUUGUUUAUAAGUUUAAAGAAGAAAUUAAACGAUUUAACGAAGAAAUUGGAAUACCGUUUACGAUGAAAAAUUCCUUUUACUAUGAAUUUCUUCAAAAAACGAAAUAUGGUAAUUUCCUAAUAGAAUUUGCACUUAUAUAUGAACCAAACAUUGUGUUGCCAACUGCUUUCAGUGUAAACCUUCAACGCCAAACAUCAGGAAAGACAAAAGGUAUCGUUUAUGCUUAUUAUCGAUUUGGGAGAGAAGCAACGGUAUAUAAAACUGCAACUCAAUUAGUAAAUUUGAUUACGUCAUUUAUUCCCUCAGUGAAAAAAUACCUGGAAGGUGUUGAAAAGCAGCUACCGGAGAAAUAUGAUGCACUUUUCAUCAAGUGGUUGGACGAAACUGUAUUCACUUCAUUGAAUAUCAGCAAUGAAUUUUCGAGGCUGUUUCUUUCAGAUCAGCACUGUCCUCAUACACCACUCAGACUUAGUCAUGCUAAAGCACUGCAACAGUCUCAUUUUUCGUUUCCCUUAAUCAGUGGCAUUUAUAUUAAGUCGACGAUAGUCGCCAUAUCCUACGUCAAUAGCUACCUACAAGGAAAAUACAUGCUAAAUCCGUACCUGUUUUCCGCAGUUAUAAAACAUAAUUCAAAAUUGUACAUUACUCAAAGCAUACAACUUGUUAGUGGAUUUCAUGAACAUUUUGGUUUCCGGUCAGAUAGGCAAAUUGAUUUUAAUUUACAGCUGAAUGAAUCCGUUAAACUGUCUAAACUUUACAAUUAUUUAUUGUUUGAAUUAUUUUCUGAAGCUUGGCCUGAUAAUUAUGAAUUGUUCAAAUACACAAGAACGGACUACCUCUCACAUAAUAGUCACGUAAACGCUUUGGAGAGUGAAAAUUCCAAAUUAUCGAACUCAGAUUCGCUAACGAAAACAAAGUCUAGUCCGUUUGGUGGAUUUCAUAUCAACACAAAGAUAUUAUAUGAUGCAGCAAACCCUCAUUCACUGAUGCAAGUAGUGCAAAUCAAAUUUUGUGAAAUGAAAGCAUUGUUCAUACAUUUCGUCUACAACAUGACUAACAUUAGUACUUCUAAAGAAGAAAACAGUGUCGUUGAUCUACUAAUCACUCGACCAGGUUUUACAAGUCAGCAGGACCCUGAAAAAGCUAAUAAGUUUAUUGAAACAAACUUACAGUUAAACCAACGGAACAAUAAGUUACAGUUUCUUCAUGCCAAGGUUUCAUCUCCCUGGGGAAAUUCUUAUCAACUUUACAUCAAUGUUUCCGAUGACGGUCUAAUUCGAGGAGAGGGAUAUGCUAAUCAAAACAAAAUAAUACAGACAAAUGGAACGUCGAAAACUGAUGGAAUCAACAUGGAAACAGUUACACAGAUACAUCAUCCAAGUGGCAUCAUCAACAUGAAUUUCAGUAGAACUUCUAAUUUAUUCGUCAGAAUGAAAGCGACAAAUCAGGAUGACAGCUUGCCUUUUGAAUUAAAUUUCAUCAGCAAUAUUUUCAAAAAUAAAAAUCUUGAAGCACUUGGCAUAGCCGCAUUCAAUACUUCAGUAUCUAUGAGUUUAUCAAGCUUACUUAAUGUAAGAUGGAAAUUUCAGUUAAAUUCUCCACAAGAUCAAUGGCCACCUGUCUAUUACUGUGAAACCAUUUUCAAUGCUACAGUGCUCCAACGCUAUCUAAGUUAUCAAAGUUCAUUCUUCUGGAAUGAGGGACCAUAUGAAAAUGAAAAGUCUUCUUUUGACAGUGAAAGCGAUAAACACAUAACAUUGAAAAUGAAAGCAGAAAGCUCAUCAUUCCCGUCGGGUUUGGAGUGUUUAAUCAACAUUUUCAAGACAAAACAAUUUCUAACACCCAUUUCUGGGAAACCCUCCAAAUUUCACAUCCAAGCUGAUUUCAUAUAUACGAACAGUGACAGAUAUAAUAAAAUGAAUAUUUCAUUUAUAAGUCUUUAUGAGAUAAACACUGAAAGGAUAAAAAAUCUUACCAGCCUAUUUGCUUUUUCUAUUCCUAACAAAGAAAUCAAUUUUCUAUUUAAUCAUAAAAUGGACUGGAAGUUUUCGUAUACAGGAGCAUUAGUGAAAUUUCACACUACGCUAGACAUCCAUUCUCAACCGGUAAAUAAGUCUGUACAAGUAACACUUUUGCACAACAGCGAGGAACAACUACUGUCGUCUCUAAUUAUGCAGUAUAAUGAUGUGCAUCAUAGAAAAGUGUAUUCAAUAAAAAGUUGGUUACAACCAUGGCAUAGUCUACACGAAUUUAUAUUACAGUGGCCAAAUCUGCAUACAAUUCGUGUGUUAAGUAUUUACGAUAUAACAACUGUUGAUUCAUAUGCCGGAUUAACUUUAGAUCAUCUUGUCUAUUUUAAUCAUGUUAAGCAUUUACAAAUAAAAAAUCAAUUAAUGUACAAGCUGAACGAACACAAGUUAACUGCUUUUCAUCAAACUGAAACUUUAAACCUGACAAAUAACAACAGCCACCUGAGUCACAAUAGUACAGUUAACGCUAAUGAGGUGGAAAAUAAAAACAUAAUUUCAAAAUUGGAGCUAGCUCUACAAUUAUUACCUGAACUACACUUCUUACCAUUGCAUAUUAAAUUUAUAUGUGAGGGUAAAAUUCAUUUGUAUGCACCAAAUUUUAAAAUAGAUGAAGAGGGUCAAGGUAAACUAAAAGUUGAUUUUACCAAAAUGAAAGGUGAAACACUCUUAAAACUCACCAACAAUAAUUCAAACAACCAAAUGAAAUUUAAUACAGAGUUGGAGUUAAUUUAUGAGUUUAAUCAUAAAUCACUGAUCAACACAAACUUUGACCUGAUUACACAGUCAGGCAAACAAAACAGUCUGACACUAAAUUGGAAAUCUUCUGACAAUAACAAUUUCAUGGUUUUGAACUGUUUAUCGUCAUCUCUUGGUAAUCUAAUUUAUCAUUCAAAACACCGUUGGGAUAGUGUGUAUCAUUUCGACGGUUCUAAUAUGAUUUCCAUUCAGAUAUACUCACCAGAUUAUUGGCAGCGUGGAUUUUAUUUAAGUAACAAUUACGCUUUAAAUUUGGAUUCGAAUCAAAAACUAUUUGAAAUUCGCGCUGAAUACAGUACAACUAAUGCAAAAGGGCCUGGAUCACCUGUACGUGCAAGAAUAUUUUUUAAACAUGCAGAAAAAUAUGAACAUGGUAACCUCGAAGUUGGACUGGAUUCUCAGUUGAUGGGUUAUUACUUUGGAUAUGAGAUGAUUAAUGGUAUGGUACAGUAUGAAUUCAAUUUGCCAAAAACAGAAAAUGAAGUCGUUUUCACCAGUCGUGGUAUAGUUGGCUACCGUUUGCAUGAAGGUAGAGGAACAAGAGGUUAUCAAGGUGAAUUACUCGUGAAUAAUAAUAAAGAGGAUGCAAAACUUGAUAUUCUGUGCAGGGUAGGUCGACCUGGAUUAAUGGAUGACAACAAAGUUGAAUACAGUCAUACAUUACAAAAGAUGCACACUUAUAUCCAAAUUUCCACUGUCUUCCUGAGUGAGUUGUACAUUCAUGGUCAUUGUAAUCUUAGAUAUAUUGAUGAAUUACUAAUUCCUAUAAAAUCAAACAUCACUUUGUUAAUUCCAUGGUUACCUCUGUUGUUCAGCCUAAGUGAACAAUUGGAAAGAACUAAAGCUUUUUUCAAAAUAAAUGAAAAUCUACUCAUUUCAACAACUCAAGCAUUAAAUCAGUAUCGCCUUAAUCAAUCAUUUCUAUUUGAGAAGUCGGGAAAUUCAUCCAAUAUUUAUGAUGAGAUACAAUUUGAAUGGAAUACAAAUAUAUUUACAAUACACCGUGUUAAAAUGGCAUAUAAGCAUUUGCAGUCCAGUGAAGAAAUAAACGAACACCUUUUAGUGGACUGGAAUUCAUCAGUGUAUUCACUAAUCAUGUACAACAGUGCCAACAAUGAAAUAAACAUACACUACAACAUUACUGACAAACUAUGGAAUACUAUAUCUUAUGGAAAUUUCUCCUUGUUAACAAAGUCUAAACAGGAUUACAGUGUUAAAACAUGUCAUCUAAGUGGAAUUCUUGUAAUUCCACAUUAUGAUAUUAAUUAUAGUAUUCGAAAUUUCUCUUUCCAAUCCAAACAACAAGUCGACAAUGUUGAAUUACUGUAUUUCUUUGAAGUGUGUAACAACUAUCAGACAUCAGCUGACUGUUAUGCAAAUAUAGGAACUCUGAAGCUAUUUACGAAUCCUAGUUUAUAUGAGCUUUACAGCAAAAUAAGUCAUGAACAGCUUGGCUAUCUAAAUGUUUAUUUUCAGUUUAAAGACUUGAAAGACGUUGACUUUCAAAUAACAGUCAAUCCAGUGGAUUUUAAAAAUUAUAAAUUUAUCAAAGUUAGUUUAAAUAAUUAUAUUUCACCAGAAGACUGUAGUUUAUCUUUCAAUGGGUCAAUUGAAAUUCAACCGUUGCUACCGAGGAUAUCAGCAUUACUGAAAUCAUCAUCUGACGCUCCGGAUUUAAGCGGUAAUUCUGCAAAUUGUCCAACAUAUUUUAAGUUAAGCCUUCAAUCAAUAAAUACAAAUAGUAAUAGUAAAUGGCGAAAUAUCAGUUUGUUUUACGACCGUUCUAUAAAUAGAUCAGACUUAUCCAUCGAAGUUGGAGCACCUGACUUAACUUUACCCUAUACAACGGUUUCAAGUAGUGAAAGAAAGCUGAAUAUCAGCGGCAAGCAGAUGGUAGAUAGCUUCGACAUUGUUAAUACGGAAAAUAUAAAUGAGCCAGUAGAGUUUAAGACUACCUUGUCACAAACGAAGCAUAUUUCAUCGAUCUCAUUAGACAUUAUGAACUCGUAUAUAAUGCUAAUAGAGAUGCAAAGUCAUGAGAAUAAUUCUGGUAGUUCCAUGAAUAUGUCAUUAUUCUCAGGGAAGAAAAGAUUAGGUCUUUUAUUUCAUGCAGCUGAAACAAUUAAACUUAGUCAGCAGUUGUCCUACAAACUGUUCAAUUACAUAGAAAUCGAUCAGUACAACUUCAACUUGUCAUUGAACUUAACACAUUUAAUAAAACAAAAUAAUUCACUAGUGCUGUUGAAAGUUAAUUUCACUUCUAAUUUUCCACUGCUAUGUGAUUAUCAAAUAAAUGAAAUUUAUGCCUCAUUUGAAAAUCAACAAGGCAAUUCUAACUUUUUAAUCAUAUUUGAUUUAUACUUCACAGAAACCAAAGUAAUUAAUCAUAAAUUUGAAGUUGUAGCUUCUAGAAUCAUACCUAUUUUAGUGGCUGAAAUGCAUAUAAAUAAAAUUCUUGGAUUUACAGAAAAUCAAAAUUGGCUUGUUGAAGUUAAAAAUAACGGUCAAAAGAUUUAUUUUCUUGUGUUCUUGAAUAAUAAUCAAAUUAUCAUGAUAAAUUAUGCAUUUGAAAAAUUUACACUAAUAGUUAUAAUUGAACAAAUGAUCCAUUUAACAACAAACCUUUUGGGAUUGAUUGCAAAUCUGUUAAAGUGCAUAGACGUUUACCCCGAUAAACGGAAGGAUAAUGAAAAUCAGACUGCUAUCCAACUUCCUUGUGUAAAUGAAGAAUGCUUUCUAUAUAUCGUUACAGAAGGACAGUACCCAGUCAACCUAAUCAUCAAAUUCCACUUACAUAGUGAAGUGAAAAUCAUGCAAAUUCAACGAAUGUUAUCAGCAAACGUCAGUUUGUCUUCCAGCUUAUAUUUCAUCCCAUCGGUACACUCCUCAUUGUUAGCUAGACAAAACAUUUCCCCAAAACAAACAGCAUUUAGUUUAAAUUAUCAUGGGUUUAUUGAAAAUGUGAUCAACGAUACAUUUAUACAGGUAAAUUUCACUUCAGACAGUGAUAACCAGGGUGACAGAAAUGUGAAAACAACAAUAUAUGCUCAAAUCAAUCGAAGUAAUGCACAUAGUUCCAGUGCCAAUUUAAAACUUCUUUUUAUAACUUCGCUUGGUGAGCAAUAUACAGCGGAAUUUCACAUUUUUGUUAAUAAGGAUAAAUUUGAAAAUAUAACUUUUCAUGCUUACACAAACCAUGAAUUACUUGGUCAAGAUCAAACAAAAUACUUGUUAUAUACGAAAACGAAACAUAGAUUGUUCAAUUUAACAAUAAUUAAUGACAGUUUUAGACAACAUAUCACCGUCUUACUCGAUCCAGACUUAUCAAUCGAUGAUUGUGCAGUGUCAUUUGACUAUAUAUCUGAAGGAUGUAAGAAGUCUGUACAUAUCAGAACGGCUUAUCGCCAAAUGCUUUACUCAUUUGAAGACCGACAAUUAAUGGAUGAUAGCUAUGUGUACAGAAAUAAAACAGUUACGUGGAACUACCUGAAUUUUCUAGAAAAUAAAGUGCCUAGAAAUGUCGAAACAGAAUUAACAAUAUAUCAGAAAAGCUCAACUUCUGUGGCAGAAAAUGAAGAAAGUUUGACUGAGGGGAAAUCACAGCAUGCUGGUAUUCACAUAAAGUCAAACAUUUUAAAACAGGGUUUUAUCAAUAUUAUGGGUAAAAUAUUGAAAGACAGAAAUAAGUUUCAACUGUUGGUAACUAUGAAUCAUGGAGAAAAUUUGCCUGAUGAAAGUAUAGACCGUCAAUUAAUUGUAACAUGGCCAUAUACCUUAGAAACGAUGAAUUAUCCCUUGCUGUUUAUUAAAAGUGUGGACAAAUUUUUAUGCAUUAAAGGAGGAUACGUUCAACAAACAGGGAUGAUAAAUACAUCUGUGCAAAUAAGAGCAAAUGACGAAAACGUAAACUGGGAACUGAGUUGGGAAAAGUGUUCUUUUCGCAUAUUGAUUGACAAAUAUGCGGAAUUCGCAUACAAACAUAUUCACAAUUGUAAUAAUGACAGUAAUAAUAUAGCAAACAACAAUAUUUAUCAAGUUAGUUGUCAACUGCACAGUCAGAAUGAUUUCCUCAAUUUCAGUAAUACAAUUUCAAUGAACUAUCCAAGCAAUGAGGAAAAUAUGGACAUGGAUGACCUGUUCAUUGGAAAGACAAUUCUGGACUGCAAUAAACAAAGAACUGUGAUGCAAGCACAAAUAGCCAGUGAUUACAAUGCAAUGUUAGAAACCAACAGCGUUGAAAAAUCCAAAAAUGAAGGCCAUCUAAAUGCCCGCUUCAUGACAAAUCUGGAUCAUUUAAACAAUUUUCAUCUGUUUUCAUACUGGAGACCAGAGUUAAUUGAGGAUAUAUUAACAUGUCCAAGUGAAUUACCAAAAUAUUUUAAUCCAAUGAAUGAAUACUCACUAUUCAGAACAUUUCAUCAUACAAAGAAACUACUCAUACAUUCAAUGGAUGAUAUAAUUGAUUCUGUCGAUGAAAUUAAACUUCUUCAGCUCACUAACACACUUCUAUUCGAUGCAGAAAGUUUCAUUCAAGAAAUGAAAAAGUGGAUUGAUAAUGACUACUUUUACCUUCAAACAAUAAAUGCUACAGUGCUUAAAAGUAUUGCACAAAUUAACUUCAAUGUUACUGAAUCAAAGGUUUGGCAAACUGUACAGAUACUUUUCAACAACAUGACGUCAUCACAACUGAGUAUACUUAAGGACUUAGAAAACAAUUAUAAGCAGUUUUGGUUAAGCGUCCGACGAAAUUUAGGAAGAAGUCUCAAAAUGCCGUUUGCUGGUAUCGACCUCCAUCUUGAUUACCUAAUAAACUUAUUUCAGAAUAAAUCGCAGGAAUUGUUCAGUGAUGCAGCAAAAGGUUUCGAAUUAGGUCGUAACUGCUUCGAUACCCUAUGGUACAACGUAACAAACAUCAGUAAAAUGUGGCUGGAACUACCGGAGGCACUAUUUGUUAAUAUUCUGGACACAAAUGAUUUUGACGUAAAUACAACUGAAAAAUUGAAAAAUAUUACGGUACAUAUAACACAGAUGAAAGAAUAUUUGAAAAAUAUUGUUGAAGAAAUAGAUAAACUGUUCGGGUGUAAUGAUAUGAACAACAGCAUAAAAAAAUUAUGUGACCACAACAGAAGCAACAAAUCACUGUGUAUGGAUGAUUUCACCUAUGAACAACUGCAUCAGUUCAUUCACCGGAUCAGAAAUGAACAAACUGAAGAAUCAUCUGCAUCAUUAUUACUCGAACAGAAUUCCAAGAAUUUUACAAAAUCCAUGGAUAAAAACUGGCAUUAUUUUAAAGUCUAUAUUCCCCAAUCAGCGCAGAUAUUUAUCCGAUACUUACCACAACUAUGGUCCCAUUAUAUACAGCAUUUUGAGGAACAGUCAAGAAUGAAGCCGCUGGCAAGUUAUGUGACAACGAAAACCAAUAACUCUGGAUAAAUGGAAUUUUACCAAUGCGUUGUAAUUUGUAUCUCGGUGAUUGCUAACAAGGUCAUAGCCUUCCUUUAUUAUUAUGCAUAACCUAACCAUAAAUGUUUUAAAAUCUAUUACAAGCUUGAAAAAUUACAUACUUAGUUAUUUU